AUGUCGAAUUUUGGUGAUUCAACUGAUAUCCGUGAUUCUCCGGAACGUACUGGAAUAUCUAGUAGUAAUAAUCUAUCAUCAUCCAUUGAUAGUGAAGAAACUGCUUUAUCAAAAUAUGAACAUGAAUUAGAACGGAUGAUAAAUGAAAGUUUAGUUAAUGGACAAGAUUUAUAUACACAAAAAUUAUUUAUUGCCUUUCAAAAUGCUGCUAAAGCUGUAACAAAAAUGUUUCGUGAACGUUCUAAUGGAACGGCUAAUUGGAAUACAUUUCAUGCAGCAGCUGGAUCAGUUACAAUGCUUUAUAAAGAAAGUCUUGAUGCAUUGAAAGAUACUGUUCAAUUAGGUAUUAUCAAUGGUGAACAACGUAAAACCAAAGAAUUAUUAUGUUGGGCACGUCGUAAACAACGUCGUCAUAUACGUACAGAAGAAGUUUAUGAUUAUUUAAUUGGUCGACCACCAUAUCGUUUUGCCUCUCGACCUUAUAAUUCAAACAGUUCAUUAUCAAUAACUGAAAUCGGUAGUACGAACAGUGGUACAACAAAUAGCAGUAGUUUACGUCGACAAGAUUCAGCUACAGAAUUAACAACAAAUCAAAAUCAACCUAUUGUUGAUGAUUUACAAACAUUUCGACAAGCACUUGUCAUGCAUGAUAUUGAUAAUGCUAAUCGUAAUGUUCAUUCAAAUUCAUAUCGUCAUCAAUCACCAUCACCACCAACAACAGCUCAACAACUUGAAAGUUUUGUUCGUCAACAAGUUGCUGAUCAUUUAGCACGAAAACGUGAUUGGCAUUCAGCAGAUCUAUUUAAUGGUUCAAAUGCAUCGGAUUUUCAAAAACCAAAACGUGGCCGACACAUGUGA
Rotaria sordida is the source of this 858-nucleotide messenger RNA. The record is from the annotation of a GenBank genome assembly. Lineage: Eukaryota; Metazoa; Rotifera; Eurotatoria; Philodinida; Philodinidae.